AUGACCCGUAAAUAUGAGAAAUACACACGUCAAUUCAAACACAAUGUGCUUCAAGAAUAUCGUCCUGGAAUUUACAGUUAUGGAUUUAAAGCAUUAGCUAAACGUUUUAAGAUUAAAGGUGGUCAUAAACUUAUUAUGAGUUGCUACCGUCGAUGGAAUGGUGGUGUUGAUUCUUUAAAACCAACAUCUAAAGGUUGUCGGUCACAUACAAUGACACGACAACAAGUUAGACAUUACAUUUUAGAAUUUGUUGGAUUAAUGAAUAACAAAUAUGUAGCUGUUGAUUAUAAUGUGAGUCAAGAACAUAUUGAAUCUGUGCUGAAGCGAAAAGUACCGAUACGUACAAUCAGACGAUACGGUAAAGAAUGUGGCAUAAAAUGGAAAAAACCUUCUGAAAUAACCUCACGUGAUGCUGAAAAUAGCUUUUGGAAAAAUAUUGGUCGAUUUAGAAGAUCAUUACAACGAAUAGGCAAUGAUCGAUUGAUCUUUAUUGAUGAAACAGCUAUAUAUUCUAUCAUGAUUCCUUAUAAAACUCUUGUCGCUCCUGAUAAAUAA
Messenger RNA from Rotaria sordida, 555 nucleotides. The record is from the annotation of a GenBank genome assembly. Lineage: Eukaryota; Metazoa; Rotifera; Eurotatoria; Philodinida; Philodinidae.